AAAGACCCCUAGCCCCUACCGUUCCUCACUCGCGCCGCCUCCCACACGCGCACUCGUGGCUCGUGCAGGCAAGUCCCCGCCGCCGCUCAGCGCCGAGAGGAGCAGCGCCGUCGCUCAGCGGCCGCCGGCGACGAGCCUCCGCGGAAGCCAGCGGCCCUAGCGGCGAGGCGGCGAGUUCUUCUUCCUUCUCAACCGACGGGACAGUGCGUGGAUCAGCGCCGAAAGAAACAAUGGCUCCCCUCGCCUGAGCGCGCUCGCGCCCGCCCCUUGCUGGCCAUGGCGCUCCAGCUCCGCCGCCUCCUGCCUGUCCAGCGACACCGCGCCGUCACCCACGCGCUAUCGCUGCCGCCGCCGCCGCCGCUCGCAAUGCUUCAAUUCGAGGUGUUUCAGAGAUAUUCUUCCGCACCCUGGCCGUUUUCACCUCUCCGCCAUUGUGAAAUGUGUGGGGUUCCAUUCAGGAGCAAUUCAACAAGGAAAAUAUCUUCAAGAAAUUUUUUUGGGGUUGCCUUACAGCCCAAAAGUAGUGCCUUUUUUACUCCUGGGCUCUUUGGCAACUGUAGUUCUGUAUGUUUCAGAGGCACAGACAGCUGUGGAAUUGCUUUAAAGGCUAAUAAUAUGGGUAAUCCACGACCAUUCUCAACUACAUGCAGUAAAAAACUAAGAUUUCUUAUUAAAAAUACGACUUCAUUCAGUACUCUAAAUAUGAGAAGGGAAGACGGAAGUGUUGCACAUAGUUUGUUUCAUAGAUCUGAGAAACGGCAAAGCACAUUAGCUAUGUGUAGCACCACUGCUGACGAGGCUUCAACUUCUACUAGUAACAGCAGCAAGAGUGUUACUGAUACUAAGACUGACACUGCCAAGAGGAAGAGUUCAAGAGGAAGCAAAAAGGAAGUUGAUGGAAAUAUGAAAGAAAAGGAAGUACAUACCAAGAAAAAGAGGAUAUCUGCUAGAACUCGUAAAGCUGCAACAAAGACGACUGAGAGUACUAGUGCGAACCAAGAAAACAAGAAGACUGAUAAUUGUAAAUUGAAAAAGGGUGCUGAUAGUUCUAAAGAAAAAAAAGUGAAUAAUAGGUCAAAGUCAAAAGCAAAGGUUUCUGCUGCUUCUUCUGUACCUUCUGAAGCUGAGAUUUGUAUGAAAUCCUCUAUUGAUGGUUCUGGUAUUGAUAAAAAGCCACUGGUACCACUGUAUCCUCCCAGAGCCAAAUCAGUCGUGGUUGUGGAAUCAGCCACGAAAGCAAAAGUCAUUCAGAAUUACCUUGGGGACAUGUAUGAAGUGUUACCAAGCUAUGGUCAUGUGAGAGAUUUAGCAGGUAGAUCAAAAUCUGUCCGCCCUGAUGAUGACUUCAGCAUGGUCUGGGAGGUGCCCGCUGCUGCCUGGACACACCUUAAGAGCAUUAAAGUUGCACUGAAAGGAGCAGAAAAUUUAAUUCUUGCAUCUGAUCCUGAUCGUGAAGGUGAAGCGAUUGCUUGGCACAUUAAAGAAAUGCUUGAACAACAAGGUGCAUUGGGCUGUGAUGUGACUGUUGCAAGAGUUGCUUUCCAUGAAAUAACUGAGGAUGCAAUAAAAAAAGCUUUAAUGUCCCCGAGGUAUAUUGACAUGGACUUAGUCAAUGCUUAUCUUGCACGCCGUUCCCUUGAUUAUCUAAUUGGGUUUGGCAUAUCACCACUUCUGUGGAGGAAGUUGCCUGGUUGCCAAUCAGCUGGACGGGUCCAAUCUGCUGCUUUGGCCCUUGUCUGCGACCGCGAAGCUGAAAUAGAACAGUUUAAGCCACAGGAGUACUGGACAGUACAGACAUACUUCAAAAUGCAUUUUGCAGAUCCUCCAAAUGGCACAUAUAUUCCAUUCCGUAUAAAGCAUUUGAAUUCAAAAAAGCUGGAUCAACUUUCCAUACGCUCUCAAGAAGAAGCGCAAGCUAUAGAAAAGAGGAUUCAUUCUUCUAAGUUUGAAGUUUUAGGUGUUAAAAGAAGUAAAAUUCACAAGAAUCCUCCAAUGCCAUAUAUUACAUCCAGCCUUCAGCAGGAUGCAGCAAACAAACUUCAUUUUACUGCAGGGUAUACCAUGAAGAUUGCCCAAAAGCUUUAUGAGGGUAUCAACCUUUCCUCAGAAGAAACAACUGGUUUAAUAACAUACAUAAGAACUGAUGGGUUCCAUGUUUCUGAUGGAGCUGCAGAAGACAUCCGUUCAUUAGUCAAAGAAAGAUAUGGUCAGAAGUACGUUUCAGAGGACACUAGGAAGUAUUUGAAGAAGGUGAAAAAUGCUCAAGAAGCCCAUGAAGCCAUUAGGCCCACCAGUAUAAGGAGGUUGCCAUCAUCUUUGGUUGGAAUACUUGACGAUGAUUCUCUGAAACUCUACACUCUAAUAUGGAAAAGGACAAUGGCUUGUCAAAUGGAAGCUUCCAGAACUGAGAUGAUUCAAGUGGAUAUUGGCACUCCUGAAGGAGAGAUGAUUUUUCAUUCCGUUGCAUCAAAACUGGACUUCAAGGGAUAUCAAGCUGUCUAUGAGGACACUGAGGCCAUUCCAUGCAGUGACAACUCUGAGAGAGAUUCUGUGGAUGAGGAUAACUUUGAGGCCUUGUCGAAAUUAAUGGUUAAGGACUUGGUGUUUCCUGUUAACGUCCAUCUUGGACAGCACUUUACUAAGCCACCAUCACGUUAUUCUGAAGGUGCAUUGAUUAAAAAGCUAGAAGAACUUGGAAUCGGAAGGCCAUCUACUUAUGCAUCUAUAAUGAAAGUGUUACAGGAUCGGAAGUACGUGACAGCAAAAAGUCGAGUUCUACACCCUGAGUUCCGUGGUCGAAUGGUCUCGGCAUUCCUUUUGCACCAUUUCUCUGAGGUUGCUGAUUACAGCUUUACAGCUAACAUGGAGACAGAGCUAGAUAAUGUCUCUGCUGGGUCAACUGAAUGGAAGGGUCUUCUGAAAGACUACUGGGAGCGAUUCAACAAAUAUUGUGCUGAUGCGAGUAAACUGGAUGGCAGAAAGGUAGAGAGAAUGCUUGAAGAAAAAUUUGGUCCUAUCCUCUUUCCUGACGUUGACAAGGAUAGUAGAAUUUGCCCUAGUUGUUCUGAAGGAACCUUGAGAUUCAAAGUUAGUAGGUAUGGUGAAGGUUAUUUUAUAGGCUGUGAUCGACAUCCAAAAUGCAAGUACAUUGCCCGCUCAUUGUCACAGCAAGAAGAUGAAACUGAACCCACCGAAGAAAGUCCAAAAUCUUUUACACCCAGGUUACUUGGCGUCAUGCCUGAUUCUGAUCAAAAGGUGUUUUUGAAACAAGGCCCAUAUGGCUACUAUGUUCAGAUUGGAGAGGACAAAAAGGGACUGUUUCCGAAAAGGGCUUCCCUUUCCGAGGUCAAAGAUAUAGACUCUGUUACUCUAGAAGAUGCAAUUGAGCUUUUGCAAUAUCCCAAAAUUCUGGGAAAACAUCCUGAAGAUGAUCAUCCUGUACUUAUAACACAUUCUAAAGUUGGAUACAACAUCAAGCAUAGGAGAUCCCUUGCUCUAGUGCCAAAGAGUACGGACCCAAAGAAGAUGACACUUGAGCGUGCGCUCAAGCUUCUGAGUGGUAAAAGUGUCAGACGGAUUGGUCGACCAAAGGGGAAGGUUGAAAAGAAGGAACCCAUUGAAUGGCAUUAGCUGAGCCUGCACUCGUUACAAAAUCCUCAACAUAUGUGCUUGAUAGUCAGUCAGAGCCUUUUAUCCAUGCAAGAAAUUCAGAGAAGUCAAUAUUCAUAAUAUUCAUAGCAUGCAGAGUUUAGCCUUUGGUGUGCUUAACUGCUUAUGAUGAGAGCGGAGAAGGGCUCCAAAAGAAACUGGUCAACAAGAACAAGAACUGUUCCUCGCAACCUGAUAACUUAUAUUUGGUAACUAAUGGUUGGCUUCUCAAACAUUGGCCAAGUGAAUACACAGCCAAACAGAUUCGGGUCACAUCUUUGAUUUCAUACUUUUCCUUAGUCCCAUCAUCUGAAGCUGUAUAGAACGCACGGACAUAAAAUACCAGAUUAUACACCCAUAGGUUUUCAGUAAAUUUCAGUUUAACUUAGCUUAACAAAGAUGAGAAGGUGGUUUGAUCAACUAUUUUACACAAUCGCAUUCCAUGUUGUUCUCGAGUUUUUUUAAAAGUACUAUUCUUGUUCAAUUUGAAGGAUUGUUACUACUAUGAUAGAAGACAUGGGUUGGAUACUUCCACCUUUUCUACUAGAGAUAAUUGCAUCUUUUACCACGGGAAACCCAUAGUGGUGGCCGUCGUGUAGAUUGUGUCUAAGAAUUGUAUAUGCUACUUUGCAACUGAAAUUGCUUCUGUUUUGAACUC
This is a messenger RNA of Sorghum bicolor (sorghum), 4306 nucleotides long. Its product is annotated as DNA topoisomerase 1. Bases 277 to 3630 code for a protein of 1117 amino acids. Gene Ontology annotation, biological process: DNA topological change. Gene Ontology annotation, cellular component: chromosome. Gene Ontology annotation, molecular function: DNA topoisomerase type I (single strand cut, ATP-independent) activity; DNA binding. The transcript has 21 exons. Lineage: Eukaryota; Viridiplantae; Streptophyta; Magnoliopsida; Poales; Poaceae. The record is from RefSeq and is a predicted model, not a curated record.